Molecule: messenger RNA, 1488 nt
Organism: Neocloeon triangulifer
Lineage: Eukaryota; Metazoa; Arthropoda; Insecta; Ephemeroptera; Baetidae
Exons: 3
Coding region: 91-555 (154 amino acids)
Biological process (GO): positive regulation of MAPK cascade
Cellular component (GO): terminal bouton
Molecular function (GO): transmembrane receptor protein tyrosine kinase activator activity; protein binding
Source: RefSeq, a predicted model, not a curated record
GCGACCCAAGGGCCAGCAUGUCGGACACGCGACCGGAAAAGUGGUGCCGCCGCCGUGACUGCCGUCCAGUGAAAUAAUCCACCCCCCGCAAUGAAGCAACCCACCCUCGCGCUGUUGCUGCUGCUGGCGGCCGCCGCCGCCGCCUCCAAACCGGCCUCCAAGCGCGACUGGCUCGCUGAUUUGCGGACCGACGAGGCGGCCGCCGCCGCGUGGCACAAGCGGAGCGACGAGCAGCAGCAGGCCGACCACCUGAUCGCCUCCCUGGGCACCGGAAAUUCCCAGUUCCUGCUGCGAUCGCCCCGGGGCAACCGCCAGUACGACGUGCCCCAAAUAGAGUGUCCGCCCGCCGAGGAUGGAAUGGAGCGCUUCGCAUGUCCCACGCCGGACAGGAUGGGGCGCUACCGCUGCAUCGAUGACCACGUGCUCUGCGAUGGUUUCAUUGACUGUCCCAACGGCGAAGACGAGGACCGUCAAGCCUGCAUGUUCUACAAGACUACGAAAGCGCACCUAGACGUGUUGGCAGACGCGCUGCUCCGCUGGGCGCGGGGCCGCUAGACGCGACGCCCGCUUUUGCAGUUCCCGAAUGAGCUUGGACUCAGCCCGCAACUCCUUGACCGGCGUGACCUGCCCGCACGCGCCCUAGUUCCGUGUCGCUCUUCCCUGUCUCUCUCUCUCUGUCGCAACCCGCCGCCGCCGCGGCCUGUGUGCGGCCGCUGCCUUGGCCGCCGCUCGAUGUUGGUCUGUAGGUGUUAGUCGUCGGUGUCUGUCUCUCGAUGUAGCGUGCGCCGGAACGCGCCGGACGCGCAAGGCUGGACCGCCCCGCCCGUCGCGGCCGACGGCCAGUGGCCAGCAAGACCGGUCGGGUGAUGAGCGCUCCCGACACCGCCGCGUCAUCCUCUGAGCCUCCGACCCGUGCUUGGCGCGUCACUGGUGGCCGUGCGGGUGCGCGGGUUGCGCGUCCGACGCUACGCAACAUGGCGCGCGCCCAACGUCAACGCUCUUUCUUUCUCGUGUGCGGGGCCGCCGUGUUACUUUCAAAAAUCUAUCGACGAACCACUGCGAGUGGAUCCCGAUAUCAGACAAACGAUUCUCGCAGCAGUCCACGCGCAUAGAUUCUCGCUCAAUGAUUCUGGCGAAACGAUUGUUGCUUCUCUAACGAUUCUUCAUAUUUCUUUAUGUAUUAUAAUUUUUAAUGAAAAAAAUUAUUUUCAAUUGAUCCACUCUAAUGUUUUUUUUCCAUAAGUGAAUAUUUUUGUUAAAAAAAACUCCAAGCAAUUCACAACUUAUUAUUUAUGGACUUAUGCAUGUAGAGCAUUGUUUAAUUUCUUAUUUUUAAAAGUUUUCACAUAAAAUAAUAAAAUAUUUAGGUGCUCUGCAGCUGGCUUUAUUUCAAAUGUAACUUGUAAGGAGCAAAUUCAAAGGUUCUUAAAUUUUAAAAUGAUAACAUUUUGUUUGGUUUUUGUUUUGAAAAAAAAAAACAUUUUAAAA